Messenger RNA from Hansenula anomala, 2397 nucleotides. RefSeq names its product Zn(II)2Cys6 transcription factor domain-containing protein. Gene Ontology annotation, biological process: regulation of DNA-templated transcription. Gene Ontology annotation, molecular function: zinc ion binding; DNA-binding transcription factor activity, RNA polymerase II-specific. The record is from RefSeq and is a predicted model, not a curated record. The transcript has a single exon. Lineage: Eukaryota; Fungi; Ascomycota; Saccharomycetes; Phaffomycetales; Wickerhamomycetaceae. The coding region runs from base 1 to 2397 and encodes 798 amino acids.
AUGCCUGAGUCCAGGAUAUCCUCAUGUGUCGGGUGCAGGCUCAGGAGAAGAAAGUGUGAUCAGAAAAGACCAAUCUGUACGGCUUGUGAUGAGUUAAAGAUCCCUGUUGAGCUGUGUGUUUACAGGAAAAUGAGUUUGGUAUCCAAGGAUUCCAAAACGACUUUAAGCAAAUUGAGAGUGAGGAAUGAUGAAUUAAAGAUUGAAUUGGCCAAAUGUCAAGCUCGAAAUGGUGAUGGUGUUGAUGUUGACCUAGAGAGAAACCCUUUGUUUCGUACGGUACGUGAAUCAAACUCCAGCCUUACGCAUUUCGGAUCAACUUCAUGGGCUGCACUGAUAGAUACGGAACCUGUGCUAAAAGCAAUAGUGUCACAGAUGCACUUGCUGAUGAAGCAUCAGAGAGAUGAAUAUGACUCGAGGAAAAAAUCCCAUCAUGACAAGGAAAUGAACAUGAGGCCAGUCAUGAAAGGAAGAACUUUAUUAUCACAAAUGGGACUUGAAAGGGAAGAUCAUUUGGAUUUCAUCAAAGAAAUGUUACAACAAGUUGAAGAUUUAUUACCGAGUGGUGAAAUGAUUGUUCAUUUUCUGGACAUGUACAAGAAUUAUAAUGCUAUGAAGGCAUUAGGAACUUUUUUGGUGGAUUUUGAUUCAUUGAACCAAGCAGUUUUGGAAUUCAUCAAUGUUGAUUUGAAUGGGAAGGCAACAUUUAAUAUUCAACUUCCAAGAGAUUUGGACAAAAUGUCGCAUGUUUUGUUGUUUUUAUCAAGUUUAAGCUUUAUGAUUUUCCUCAAGAAUCAAGUCACAGUGAAUAAUGAAGGUACGACUGAUGUCAACUAUCUUGUGUUUUUGGAAUUUGUUGAUGCAUUAUUCACCCUACUACAUAACUAUUUAGCUGCCAAUGGUGCUUUGAGAUUGUUGUACACCGUUGAAACUUUCCAAGCCUUAUUCAUCUCGGGGACUUUUCAAAAUUAUGUUCCUCAUGGGAAUAUGAUUGAUGAUUCAGAAGGUGCUAAAACUGCAGUAUACAUGAGAAAAAUGGUUUCAUUAGGGAAACUGUUAAAUUUGAAUAAAAAUAUUGAUGUUUAUUAUGCCCACAAGAGUCCCCAAAUGAGAAAAAGUUUGAAAAGUUUAUGGUAUGCUGUUUCUUCUUAUGAUUCCUUGGAAUCGUUGGAGAUUGGUAUCCCACCAAAGAUUAAAGUAUCAUUUUUGAGGUAUGAUGACUUUACUUCGCCAUUUACCGAGACUUCAAUUACUAUGAAUCAAGUCUUGAAAUUAUAUUAUGAAAUUGAACUAAUGAAGGAUACAAACCAAUUAAUUGAUAUCAUUGAGAAUCAAAUAAUUAAAACGCUAAAAGAUUUGUUAAGAAAUCAUUUUGCCACAUUGGAAGAAGAUGUUAAAGUUUUCCAAAACUAUGAUUUUAGCCAUGAUUCUUCAUCUCAUGAUUUUUUCACAAGGGGUCAAAGUUUCUCAACAAGGUGUUUAAUAUACUCCACCAUUCAAACUUUUUAUCACAUUUGUUAUCAUAGAUUGAAAAUUGUUCAUGAGAUAGACUCACAAAGAUUUAAAAGAAUAACAGUACUGACUUGGAAAUAUACCUUGUUGGUUCCAUUUGUUAUGAAGGAGUUAUUCAAAGGUUAUAACAGGUUAGUUAGACAUGAGAACAGUGAUGCCUUUUUCCCAGUUGCUUCACUAUUAAUGUCGGUGUUCCCUUACAUGAGAUUAGCUCAAAGACGGAUAGCUAUUUUUGCAAGUGCAAGAUUUAUGGAAACGUUCAAUUAUGAUCAAGUGUCAAAAACUGCAAAAAUUUUCUUUUAUCAAUCAGAUAAUAGAGAAAAUGAAAUUUAUGAAAUGCUUGAUGAUCAAAGCUUAUAUCAAAAAGAGUAUAAUCUUUCAGAUUAUAGCAAUCUAGAGAUUGAUGACAACCCAAACGAACUACAUUCCAAAUUUGAAGAAUUGAGUGAUAAUAAACACAUCAUUGUGAUAUUGGCAAAAACAAUGAAAAGUUCAAUUCAACUAUUGUCAAAUGAUCGUUAUAAUUUCAAUUUUGUCACAUAUAAUUACAUUUUCUUCUUUCUUUUGAAAAUGUCCAAUUUUUUCUUGAACCAAGCCUUCCCAAACACAAACUUUAUAUCAAGAUCAAAUAAAUCCACACCUUCAAGUUCCACCCAUACAGAGUUUGAUUUUAAUGAAUUAUUUGAAAAAGCUAUAGACACCAGAUCUCAAAAGUUUGAUUACAACAAUUUCUUUACAAAUUCAUACUCAUCAACUUUCCAUCCUGGGGAUAAUAAUAAUCAAAAUCAUACACGUAACGGUAUGUUGGAUGAUUUCUUUGCAAGCCUAGAUAUACCUGGAUCGUCAAACGUACCUACAGAUUCCAAUACUUGGUUUAAACACGAAUAA